AUGCAGCCAGGCAAGUCGUUCCUCAUCAGGGACCUGCUAGGGGAUGUGUUGGUGCCAGAGGAUUCUGAGGAGGAGCUGGAGGCAGUUUACCACCAGCAGCGUGACGUGGCCGAGGAACAUUCGGAAAGGGCGGACGUCAGCGGCAGUGGAGGCGGCGGCCCUGACGGCAACGUCGGUACGAAGGGACGCAAACCGCGGAGAAGGAGAACUGCCUUCACGCAUGCGCAACUCGCGUACCUGGAACGCAAAUUCCGUUGCCAGAAGUAUCUGUCAGUGGCGGACAGGAGCGACGUGGCGGAUGCCCUGAACCUGUCAGAGACACAAGUGAAGACUUGGUACCAGAACCGCAGGACCAAGUGGAAGCGGCAGAACCAACUGCGGCUGGAACAGCUGAGACAGCAGACCAGCGUGGACAAGGAGCUUCUCCGCCAGCCGGGAGGACCCGAGGGGGCGCCGGCAUGCUGCCCCCAGACUUAUCAGGCACCCUCAGCUGCCACCUGCAGCUUCCUGACCACAGCGGCCGCCAUAUUCCGCAAUGUCACGUACGUGCACGGCUGCCAACUGUAGUCGCGCUGUUCAACUACAGCUUCCGAGUUUUAAAAUCUUUCCCUCUGUUCUAGGUUGAAUUUCGGUUUUGUUCAUUUCUUUUUAUUAUCAUUCAUUUACUUAUA
This is a messenger RNA of Zootermopsis nevadensis, 671 nucleotides long. RefSeq lists its product as uncharacterized. NCBI's taxonomy places the organism in Eukaryota, Metazoa, Arthropoda, Insecta, Blattodea, Termopsidae. Gene Ontology annotation, biological process: regulation of DNA-templated transcription. Gene Ontology annotation, molecular function: DNA binding; DNA-binding transcription factor activity, RNA polymerase II-specific. The record is from RefSeq and is a predicted model, not a curated record.